AUGCACAGGCAGUGUGCGAUCCUGUUCAUCUUCUCCGUCUUUCUCGCGACUUUUGGUGUCACUUUAGCGCUCGACCAAGCGAACGGAGGUGCUCGUAGACUGAGAUCACUCACGGCCCAUACCAGAGCCAAGGGUGGGGGCUUUGAAGAGCGAGCUGGUAUUCCUGUGUUGCCCAAAAUCGCGGAGCAGGCAGCGAAGAUACUUCCAUCUUCGUUCAACCUCGCAAACAAGGUGUGGCUCAAGUCUCUAACCGACCCGAGGGAUGUGUUCAAGACGCUGCGUCUUGGCGAGGCUAGCCUGACAAGGCUCGACGAUAAUCCGAAGUUCUUGCAGUGGCUCAAGUAUGUCACCAUGUACAGGGCUAAGAGAGAGGGACCCUGGUUCACGGACAUCAGUGCGCUUAAUCUCUUGAGAACGACGACGCCGGAUGCGGAGCUGGUAGUUCUUCUUCAGUCGAUUAAACUGGUUUCAAACAUGAAGAAAUCAGCAGAGACGAUGCAGCGAUACGUGCUUGAAACUUCAGCGCCCGCUAUACACAGGUGGAUGCACGAGGUGUGGCUGCGUGGAGGAGAAACUCCGCAGAGUGUUUUCAAUAUCCUACCGAAGGACAGCCCCGUGUUCCUCCAGUGGCUCCGCUUCACUGAGAGGUACAAAGUUAAGUUACGUGAAACUUCCUAUUCUGACCGCCAAACGCUGAAAAUCCUGCUGGAGACAAGACAACAUGCACCGGAGAUAAAACUGGCGAGUUUUUUUUCCAGUCACUUAAGACGAUUCCGGACCUGA
Molecule: messenger RNA, 783 nt
Organism: Phytophthora sojae
Lineage: Eukaryota; Oomycota; Peronosporomycetes; Peronosporales; Peronosporaceae
Exons: 1
Coding region: 1-783 (260 amino acids)
Source: RefSeq, a predicted model, not a curated record